Messenger RNA from Coccomyxa subellipsoidea C-169, 948 nucleotides. RefSeq lists its product as hypothetical. The record is from RefSeq and is a predicted model, not a curated record. The transcript is spliced from 5 exons. Lineage: Eukaryota; Viridiplantae; Chlorophyta; Trebouxiophyceae; Coccomyxaceae. The coding region runs from base 1 to 948 and encodes 315 amino acids.
AUGUCAGCCAACACAUUCAACGAGGGAGCUGAUGUGCGGCAGCUUCGAAACAUUGCUCUCAGAGCACAUUUCAAGUCCCUGCUCGAGGCUGGCAUUUGUCCCAAGGAUGCGGAAGAUGAAUGGCACAGGGCGAAACUGGAGGUGUCAGAGGAACUCCCAAAGAUUCCAGUCAUCUACAAGCUCAAUCGUGAAGACUUCAAGCUGUCGGAUGAUUUUGAGGCCCUUGCAAAAGCCCGGGCACCACUCAUUGGCGAGCAUGCUGGUCUCACCUUCACAGAGAAAUACAGAGACAAGCUGAAGCCCCUGCUAACAAUUGAGCGCAGCUGGCAGAUGGCACAAGACCUCUUGAAGGCCAUGAAGGCACAGCUCAAGACCGGCUGCUUUGGCAGCGAAAUUGGAUGGCCAUACAAGUUUCUUGAGAGACAGCUCCAGGAUGCACCCGCCAGCCUGCAGAAGAACGCAGAGAACUACCAGGUGCUCUGUGGAAAGUAUGGGAACAAGAGGGUGGAGGCAUGCGCUGAGUAUCUGAGGUCGGAGGAUGGGACUUGGCUGCGCCGAGUGCAUGCCUUCCCGGACCAUUGGUUCCUGUGCGACAAGUUCCACUGCAUCUUUAUCGCGUAUGCCCGACCCGGCAGCCUUGACAGCGAUGCCUGCAUGUGUGCCCUUGCUGCUAUCAAUGGCGCCAUUGAUCUGGGAAAAUUUGACAGCGAUCUGGAGGUGUCACCUCAGGCUGUGCAUGAGAGGGCCGGUCUUCUGUUUGCACCGGGCGAGGGUCGCCUCGGGUAUUGUCGGCUGGAGGUUGAGUGGGUGCCGGCGCUUUUCGAAUUCAUAAUCGAGGAAAGUUUUGUGGCAGAUGUUCACAAGGGCCCAUACAAUGUGGAGAGAGUUUCCUGGGGACGGGUAAAUGCAGAUCCUGUGUGGUACAUCAACGCGUCUAAAAUUGCAUGA